UAAGUGGCAUACACACACAGAGAAGCGUAUCUCAUUACUGUUGUCCUCAUAGUGCAGGCAGUGGGUGUUGCAAGAGGAGGCGAGAAGGAGAGCUUCACAGAGAAAGAGAGUGAGAGAGGGACAAGCAGUAGAGAGCUUGGAGUGGUUCUUCUGAGGCCAUGGCAGCCAUGGAGUCAGAGGAAAACACCCAGUCCAGAGUGAUGUUCCAGCCCACGGGCAAAGUCGACGAGCCAGGGCACCGCAAGCUUGGCAAGCUGACCGUCAAGUACAACCGCAAGGACCUGCAGAGGAGGCUGGACAUUGAGGAGUGGAUAGAUGAACAGCUGCACCUGCUCUUUGACUGUGAGGAAGAAGACAUCCCAGAGUUGGAGAUUGACAUAGAUGAGUUGCUGGAGCUAUCAGAUGAGGGGCAAAGAAUUCGACUACAGGAGUUGCUGCAGGAAUGCAGGAAGCCAAUAGAGGAUUUUGUCAACGCGCUGCUCUACAGGAUAAAGGGACUUCGCAAAAUGUCAGGCCCCUUGAAGAAGUAGUUCUAGGUCAAAUAAAGAAUUGAGACAACGGAUUCUCAUUGGUUCCAAGCCCCCAUGUGUUUACUGUUUGGAUGCCUGUAUGUGCAGUUCACACCCUCAAGGGGGUUCUUCUUGCCCUCUUCCCCGGUCAGCAUCAGUUGGACACCAAAGCAGUCAAGAGACUUUUGACUUUUUGGACUGUGACAUCAUGCACCCCAACCUCCCCGUCAAAUAUAAUAAUGCACAUGUGAUGGAAGCUGUAAUAUUAUUCCAGAUAUUUUUCAUGUGUUAAGACUGUAAAUUUGUGUUUGCUUGUUAAUGUACAGAUAUUUUCACUCAUCUAAGAGUGCUGUAUGACAAUAAAAUGAGACAUUUUCAAUA
Phyllopteryx taeniolatus (common seadragon) is the source of this 890-nucleotide messenger RNA. RefSeq names its product protein phosphatase 1 regulatory inhibitor subunit 14D (gene ppp1r14d). Gene Ontology annotation, biological process: regulation of phosphorylation. NCBI's taxonomy places the organism in Eukaryota, Metazoa, Chordata, Actinopteri, Syngnathiformes, Syngnathidae. Gene Ontology annotation, cellular component: cytoplasm. The transcript is spliced from 5 exons. The record is from RefSeq and is a predicted model, not a curated record. Bases 159 to 530 code for a protein of 123 amino acids. Gene Ontology annotation, molecular function: protein serine/threonine phosphatase inhibitor activity.